AUGCCAGAAUAUACACUGUCAGAAGCUGUUGUUCCAAAUGACCUCAUCUUAAUCAACGAUCGCCGCAUUGACCCCAGCAGCAAAACCGAGUACCUUCUCUAUCCAGCUAUGUUCCGCGUCCAGACAGUAUGUGGAGACAGCACAAAUCCUAGUGCCUCUUCCGUCUUUGUCCAGGAAGUCCUCCGCAAACGACUGCCAACUGCCGGGUACUGGACCAUGGAUGGUCCCGACGUUCGCUUUUUCAACGAAGAUGAGGCUGGAGAUACGGAGCGCGACUCAGACUCUGAGGAUUGUGACAAAGAUUCUUCUCUUAACAACAAUUUGCAGAAGGUCCUUGAUUCAUUUGAGAACCCAGUGAAAAUCAUCGUAAAACCGCAUGGCCGAGAUGUCCUGAAGUAUUACUACUGGGGCCACUGCCCGGAAUGCGGCGGAUCAGGCUCAUUCUGCCCCGGCUGUGGUGGUGUUAGCAGACGAUGGCCAGAUCUCUUUGGCAGUUGCGGCGUGGACCAAUCAUGCCCUGUAUGCCUUGGCUAUGACUUUGCAUAUAGGGAAAAGUUGGAGCUUCGAUAUCUGGAGCAAGCUAGCGACUCCAUCAGUUAUGCAAUCAGUGCGCUGAAGAAGCCCGACUCAUCCAAGACUAUCGAAGAAGUGCUGGCAAUGAAAGCAGAGUAUCUCUUGGGGGAAAGAGAGAGGUAUAAACUUAUCAAUGCCCAACGGGCCGAAAUGGGCAUGAAACUUCAUAAUGUGGAGAAGAUCGUGGAUAUUCUUGAUAAUCUGGAGUUCCUUUGCAUCAAGAAUGAUAAUGUCGAUGACACUGCUGACAGUGAUACUACUGGCGAAAUCGUCGAUACCGCUGGUGUUGUUUAUGUUUCUGGGGAUGUCGAUACUGCUGGUGAUAGUGGCAGUGGGAGUGACACAGCCUAA
Molecule: messenger RNA, 924 nt
Organism: Penicillium taxi
Lineage: Eukaryota; Fungi; Ascomycota; Eurotiomycetes; Eurotiales; Aspergillaceae
Exons: 2
Coding region: 1-924 (307 amino acids)
Source: RefSeq, a predicted model, not a curated record